Messenger RNA from Impatiens glandulifera, 1005 nucleotides. Its product is annotated as probable glutathione S-transferase. Gene Ontology annotation, biological process: glutathione metabolic process. Gene Ontology annotation, molecular function: glutathione transferase activity. NCBI's taxonomy places the organism in Eukaryota, Viridiplantae, Streptophyta, Magnoliopsida, Ericales, Balsaminaceae. The coding region runs from base 99 to 767 and encodes 222 amino acids. The transcript has 2 exons. The record is from RefSeq and is a predicted model, not a curated record. Gene Ontology annotation, cellular component: cytoplasm.
AUGUGGGCGUGGCACUGUCUCGUUUUCUCAACUCUGCAAUAAAUUUCGAACCUCAUCCGAGAUAAGUUGUAAGAAACUAGCGGCCAGAGUUAUCAACAAUGGCGGAAGGCGGCGACAAAUUGGUUCUACUGGAUUUCUGGCCAAGCAUGUUUGGAAUGAGACUGAGAUUAGCCCUAGCCGAGAAAGGCCUCGAGUACGAGUACAUUGAGGAGGAUCUCAGGAACAAGAGCCCACUUCUCCUUCAGAUGAACCCUGUUUACAAGAAGAUCCCUGUUUUUAUCCACAACGGUCGCCCUGUUUCCGAAUCCCUCAUCGCCGUCCAGUACAUCGACGAAGUCUGGACCCACAAAUUCCCCAUCUUGCCCUCAGACCCUUAUCAAAGAGCUCAGGCUCGCUUCUGGGCCGAUUAUGUCGACAAAAAGGUCUAUUCUUCUUCAAGGAUGUUGUGGACAACUAAAGGGGAAGAACAUGAAUCAGGAAGGAAUGAAUUCAUAGAGAUUAUGAAAGAAUUGGAGAAAGAGCUGGGAGACAAGCCAUACUAUGGAGGAGAAAGUUUUGGGUAUGUGGAUCUGGCAUUCAUUCCUUUCUAUAGCUGGUUUCAUGCUUAUGAAACUUUUGGAAACAUUAGCAUUGAGAAAGAAUGUCCUAAACUCAUUGCUUGGGCCAAGAGAUGUUUGGAAAGAGAUACAGUUGCUAGUACACUCCCAGAUCAGGAUAAAGUUUAUGACUUUGUUAAGAUGUUGAGGAACAAAUAUGGGAUAGAGUAAAUGAUCUGCUAAAAGAUCUUUUGUUUGUGUUGAAAGAGUGUGUUUUUCUUCUUUGAUAUUAUCCAAUGUUGGUUUAUAUGUUGUUGUUACCACGGCUUGAAUUACUUGACUAAUGUCCAUGUGGAAAUACUUUCUAGAUUUGGAUCCAAAUCUAGAUUAGAAACCAUCCUAUGUUCUUGUUUGUUUGUUAUGUAUGAUCAUAUUUGGAAAUAAAUAAACUGUUUUAUGUUUUCAUUGC